AUGAAGAGCUCUUUCAAUCUCGCCAUCCUUGUCUUGGUGGCAGCCAAUCUUUAUGGGCCUGUCUGUCACUGGCUCACCGUCGUGGGAGUCUUUCGGACCGCCACUGACAUCGUGACAAUUGAGGCCCAGGAAAUCCAUAAGAUCGAGGACACCAUGCAGUGCGAAGAUAUGCAUUACUAUCAACCUACUGGCCAGAUUUUUGUAGCCUGUGAAGACUCCCUCCUGCCCCGGUUUCAAUGGUUCCCACCACUGGGAAAUUUGCAGGGGCCGGCUCAGUCAACAGGUUCCUUUCAUGUCAUCGACCCCAAGACCCUCAAGUCCCGGCGACUUGCAUUCGAUAACUUCCACGGGCCCUUUGUGACGCAUGGGAUUGAUCUGGUCGACGAUCCGGAUCGCCAGGGUGCCAUUUACAUCUAUGCGAUUAACCAUUUAUCGAACCCGCACUACUUUGAGAAGCCCUCGACUGAAGGCAUUCCGAAGGCCCACUCCCAGAUCGAGCUCUUUCACCAUGUCUUGGGAUCCAGCACCGUUCGCCAUGUCCGCUCAAUAUCUCAUCCCCUGAUUGUCACCCCGAACGACAUUUACGCCGAGAGCCUGCACUCGAUUUAUGUCACGAACGACCACUUCUAUCGAGAAGGCAUCAUGCGCACGGUCGAAGAUAUACUCCCAUUGGCAAAAUGGACCAAUGUCAUCCAUGUGAAUGUCAAUCCUAUUCAGUCGAACAGCGCAGCUACGGGCGUCGAUGCCGUCGUAGCGUCUCAGGGAUACCUGAACAUCAACGGAUUGGGCCAUGGGCAGUCCAAGGAGGAGUUGUUGCUCUCCAGUGCCGCGGGAGGCAUCCUGUACCGUGCAAGGGCAGACCGCAGCAACCGCACCCUCUCGGUGCUGGAUGAGUUUGCGUUCGAGAGCACGAUCGAUAAUCCAACCUACUAUGACGAUCCUUAUGCAACCCCCGAGGAUGACGCUAGUGGAUACGUGGUCGGUGGUCUGCUGCGGGCAGUCGAUCUGCGCCGAACUCACAACGACCCGCAUGCUCAGGAAGGAGUCAUGGUGUGGCACCUGCGUCGUCAUUUCGGAGAUACAGCGAGCCCGGAAUGGGAGAAGCGGCUCAUUUUCGAGGAUGAUGGAAGCAACAUCCGAUCCGCCAGCACCGCGUUGUUGCUCCCUGUAGAUCCCAAGGAUCCUGCGGCGAAGACGGCGAUGCUGUUUGUGACAGGCUUUGUGUCGAAAAAUAUCAUUGCGGUGGAGGUGCCGUUGUAG
Aspergillus aculeatus ATCC 16872 is the source of this 1260-nucleotide messenger RNA. Its product is annotated as serum paraoxonase/arylesterase family protein. The coding region runs from base 1 to 1260 and encodes 419 amino acids. Lineage: Eukaryota; Fungi; Ascomycota; Eurotiomycetes; Eurotiales; Aspergillaceae. The transcript is spliced from 2 exons. The record is from RefSeq and is a predicted model, not a curated record.